Molecule: messenger RNA, 6555 nt
Organism: Anopheles gambiae (African malaria mosquito)
Lineage: Eukaryota; Metazoa; Arthropoda; Insecta; Diptera; Culicidae
Product: titin
Exons: 6
Coding region: 220-4311 (1363 amino acids)
Source: RefSeq, a predicted model, not a curated record
ACUCCAUUGUUCUUCGCAGCGAAAACGCGAAAACAGCAAGUUACGAAAGGCUGCUGGCUUGUGGUGAAUGUUUCGCGCAGUUGUGUUUUACGAAAGCAGUCGUCGCAUCGUCCCAGUUUGGUGGUACCAGUUGCCAGCGCGUUCAAAAUACCUUUUCUCCCUCUUUGAAGCCUGCAUCAGCUAGCGCCCAUCGAAUGCAACUCGUCGCCGACGCCGUUCAUGCCUACAUCGUUGACCGAGCGCACGCGUUUCCUAUGCACAAUGGGCAAUCCGGACGAGGAAAAGCUGCCAUCGGCCCCGUCGCCCAGCAGCGGUGACCUUCCGGACGGGCUGGUGCUGGUGAGCAGCGGUAGCGAGGCACAGGACGCCGAGGACGAGGACCACGAGGAGGGCGAGAUACAGGACGAAGAUGAGGACGAGCAGGAGCAGCAGCAGGAGCUGGAAGACAUCAGCUCGGAGGAGGAAUCGACCAUCCGCGAGCGAAUGGCGGCACUGGAAGCGAUGGACAAGAAGCUUGGCAUGAUGAAGAAGAAAAUCGCCAACCGCAGCAUAUACGAAGGCUACCUGGACGAGGAGGACGUAAUGAAUGGGAAGGAAAACUAUUGCUAUUACUACCCGCAACAUCAGCAGUCUUCGUACCGCACCCAAAAAACGUACAAAUCGAGCGCACCGGUCGGGCGGGAGGACAGUCGGCACGGUACGAGCAAGCGGGAGAAGCGUACCUCCGGCACGAAGCGGCACGCGGAGAAGCCACCCAAAGAGAAGCCCGUGAAACGGUCCUCCCAUCGGCACCGCAAGCGCCGCAAGUAUGCGUCCCGCUCGACCUCGCCCGCCCAGCGCCGCCCGGUGUCGACGGACUCGGAACCGGAGACGACGGCGGUCGAUCGCGAGUACCUGAAGAUUGCGUGCGGCAUCGGCAACAGCAAGAGCGGGCGGCUGCCGGGCGGCAGAAAUCCGCUGAAAAAGAAGCUGCUGCUUCAGGCGGCUCAAAAGCGAAAAAGUGCGACGGCAGGUAAGCGAACGCCGGUCGCGAUUGUAUCGCUGGACAGUUCCUCGAGCGAGCACGACAUGGAGCUGGAGGAUGACGAGGGCGACGGGGAGGAAGAGGAGGAGGAGGAGGAAGAGUUGAAGCUGCGACUGCUGGCGCUGAGCACGAAACCGGUCGUACGGGAGGCAGGGCUGAGCGACAUCAUCUCCGAGCUGCAGAUACCGUCGCCACCGCCGCCGCCCGCUAUACAGCUACAGACCGAGCCGGCGGCGGACGACCAGUCCGCGGAGGAGCUACGGUUGAUUGCGCUCAAGACGGCGAUACUGAAGAAGCACGCGACGCGAUGCAAACGCCGCGAGCUGGACAACGAACAGCCGUACUCGCCGAGCGAUGACAUUGUGCUGUCGCCCGUCCGGGAGAUGCCACCCCCGUACGACCCCAGCGGGGUGUACAGCGAUGGGCGGGAUUCGGUCGAGCUGCUCGAUGACGACACGGACGACGUGCAGAUCGUGGAGCCGCAGUACGAGCACAUCGAUCUGGUCGAUUCGGACGACAAUGGGAACGACAUGGAGAUUAGCCCGCUGGCCAGCCCGCUGGGCGGCACCGACCGGGCGGAACAGGAUAUGGAGGAAGAUUCGCAGCAACCGAUCGACAUGGAGCUGGCAAGCAGUAGCGAAAACAGCAGAAGCGGUAGACCGUCCCCGAUUGGGGACGGUCGUCGCAGCGGGAUGGAUCAGAAGCUGCUGCUGCUGCACACGGCGGCGGCUGAUUCGUGCGAUUCGGCACUGUUCCACCGGAGGGGCGAUUUGGUGCCGGAAAGCCCACCCGUUACGCCCGAUUCGAUGGAGGAAGCGGAAGCGGAAGCGUUGCGACACUUGCUACUCACAAAGAUGCGGCAAAAGCAGAGCAAAAAGCAGGAGCAGGAAGUCGUGGUACGGGACGAAAUGGCGGUGCCAACCGUCCGGGACGAUGCGCAGGAAACAGUUCCUACGGAAGCUUCAUCUCCCGAAGUUCCUCUCCAACGAGAACCAGAAGUAGAGGAAGAGGAAGAAGAAGAAGAGAUUCAUUCCGCACCUAAGACCCAGCAAGACCCAGGACGCCCCAAUUUAAUCACGCUCGUCGAUCAAAAACAACCCGUACGAAAGCGUAGGAAAAAAUCACUCGCCACUGCCAGCGCCACGGAUGUGCCGGCUGCUCCGGUGACUCCAGUAAGCCCAUCACCCACACUAUCCGAACUCCCACCCAAACCGGCUAAAGCAGCACCCGCGCUGGUGCAAACGCAAAAGCUGGUCAACAAUCCGAACAAACUGAUCAACCUGAACCGUUCGGCUGCACCUUCGCCUCCGAUGCUGCCCGCCACGGCGCCACUGCGAACCGAAUCGCCCAAAGAGCUGACGACGGUCGAUAUGUUCGUGUCACGGCCCGUCCCCAAGCUCGUCAUCCAGCUGGGCCAUUCCGAUUCCGACUCGGACGUUGAUUUCGGCGGGGUGACUCCGGAGAGCGGUGGUGCUGUCAAUGGAACCGCAAUGCCACCAACGGCACGGUUCGAGGAACAGUUGGAUAAGUUUUUGAAAAGUGUACGCAGCAAAAGCACAACUGCAGGGACCAACGAGGCGGGCGAGGAGGAAUUGCCACAUUCUGAGCGGGCGGGUGCGAACAGUGGGAAGAGUAUACAUUCCAUCCGGCAGCAGCAGGCGUCGAAGCAGGCAGCAAAGAAGCAACCAACGAGCAGCAGUACCAUGGCAACGCCGACGGCUGUGAAACAUCUUUCGAAAUCGGCUCAGCUGGAGUACAUGAAGCUGGUCGCCCGUAUGGCACAGCUGGAACGGGACAAGCUUGCACGGCAACAAACGCAAGCGACAGUACGCCGUACCUCGGACAACGGUAGCAGCACCAGCAAUGCCGUGCCGCGAGACAACUCAGUUCCUAAGGUAGUAGUAGUAGCAGCUAGUGAAGAACCGGUUAGUAGUAAGUCUGCUGCAGAGCAGCGGACGGAACCAAAGUCAGGGAAAAGUCCGGGCCGGCGAAAACAAUCGCACAGCGGCAGCACGCCCACAAAGGUUGCGGACACUCAGGAACCGGUGCUGGAUCCGAUCGAAAGGAAACUGCAGCAAAUACGGGCCAGCCUGCCGAACCUUACGGAAGCGUCACGGAAUCGAUUGCUUCUCACCGCCGAGACGCAACUCGAGAAUCACAGCGACAGCUUUCUGAGUGACCUAGAGCAGCACAACGCCACGAUCAUCGAGGCCCAGCAGGCCCGCCGGGAGCUGUACCAUCUCGAGAGCCGGAUCGAUCUGCUGCGGGAAAAGCUGGCGCUGCUCGAGAGGGUGCACGAGCGGCAACGGGUCCGGACGCGCGACACGCUCGCCAACCUGCACACGACGCGCAAGAAGAUCCUGUCCGGGCGGAAGCGCUCCGGCGAGCUGGAGCGCAUGUGCAUCCAGAUCGGGCGAGCCGUCAAGGGGGAAUCGUAUCAGAUGCCAGUGGGCGCGAAUGGUUGCGAGGUGCAGCAGCAGAUGCGCAUCUUGAUCGCGGAAAUGCAGCAGCUGAAAAGCAUCCGCAAGCCGACGCUGGAGGAAUUUAAGGAAGAAAUGAUCGCCAACCACAAGCGGCGGUUGGCGAACGCGACCGAAAUGAACGCGUAUGACAAUGAGCAGAGCGAAGAACGGCAGCAGGUGGUGCCCGAGGAGGAGCAGGAAGAGGAGGAGGAGGAUGAUGAGGAGGAGACGGAGGAGCAACAGGAAGAGGAGGUACAAUCAACACCGGUGGAUGCAGAGCAGAAAUGUGCUUCCGAAAUGAGUGAGCAAAAGGAGGAGCUGUGUGAAGUGGAUCCGCAAACCGUUCCUAACGAGGAAGAUGCAGAAGGUGUACAAGAACCUUCGGAACAGCUCGAGCAGCUUGAUAUGCAAUCGAUAGAGGCUGCCAAGGAGGCUGACAGGAGCGACAGUAAACCUUUAGAGCAAUUGUCUGUACAACCCGUUGCACCGGCAGCGGAUGACAAGGACGACCACGUGACGGUGCUGGAGAACAGUGCUACCGUACAAGCAGAGCCUCAGAGUGAGGUGCAGAUGCGGCAGGAAGAAGAGACAGUGCCGUCGGUUCCAGUGCCGGACCAGUGCCAGAUGGACGAUACAGCGAACGAAACCGAAGAGCUCGUUGUUGGUGAAGCGUACCGAAUUGAAAAGUAUACGUCGCCGCUAAUGUCCUUAAAGCAAAGUGCACAGAACAUUCCCACCGACGGUAUCCUUUGCCCGUACGAGCUCGGCGGUCAGUGCGUUGAUCGGGACUGCAAGUACGAGCACUUUAAUCAGCGGGCGGCCUAGAAAACUCGAAUGUUGCAAUGGCGUUUUUUUACCUCCACCACCCCCCGCACUCAACCUCAUGUUGGAGGUGGCGGUUUGUGUAACGCUGUGUGUGCCAUCCAUUGUUUUUCGAUUGUCUGUGCUGAUUUUCCUCUUUUCUUUCCGCACGCAGCGUGUUUUCCGAAUAGUUCCGAGUAGCCACGAACCGGUUGGUUAAGGGUUGUCCUCCUCCUGCUGCUGGAUGUGCUUAACAUAUCCUUCGAAGAUGCGGGAAUGGUCUCCCCUUCCCUCUUGGCUGUGUGCUUUAACCGUGCGGUUAAAACAGUGCUUAAAACAAUCGAUUCUCUCCGUCCGUACGUCCCGUGCAUGCCCCCAUAUGCCCGUUUUCUGUUACGGAAGCGAAGCACCCAAACGUGUCGAAUUCCCUUCCGUCCCCCGUCGUCGAAUUGUAGAAAUAUCAGCAUCAACAACCAAGGACGAGCGUAGGAAAGCUUCACAACAGCAACAACUCGGGCCUGUGUGUGUGUGUAAGACAACGACGAGACUCGUGUCCAGUGGCUGCGUGUGUGUGUGCGGCCACGUGCGAGUCGCGUUUACCUGAAACUGGGUAAGUUUGCUAACCAGAUGUCCCUCCGAUAUUCUGUUUCCGUUUGUUCAGUCUUCCAUCACCAACCGCGGGUAGGGGACUGGCUGUAUCUGUGUGUUUGUGUGUGUGUGCGCGCGUUUAUGUGCAGAAACGGUUACCGUGCAAAGUGCGAAGAUAGAAUGGAAGAGAAGAGACUGUUCGAAGCGACGCGUUACUCUAUAUAUUUUAAGUGAGAGUGGAUCAGAGAGAGAAAGAGAGAGAAGCAAACGUAUCAGCAGCGCGCGCAGUUGUUGGCAAACAUCAUAUGACGCCCCCUUCACCCCUGGUCGGGUCGGGGGUGAAGCCACUGUCCUCUUCUCACCCUGGCCUAGAAGAAGAAGCGUGGAAAUAGUUUAAGAGUGGUGUUUAAUAAUCGUUUGGCAAGUUCAUCGUGUGACGCAUGCCAAAGCCAUCGCGGAAGAUUCUACCCCCGUUGUGCAGACGACAUCAUCGAACGAUAUUAACCGGUUUAGCAUCUUCACCCGGUGGUUGAGACCGUUUGGGUUGGAAUAUGGGGCGGGAAAGGUGAAGAUGAAGCAGACAUUGGUUUAAGUGCUUAGCUAGAAGAAAGAAAAAAAGUACAAAACUUCCCUUUUCUACCCCACACUCCUACUCUCUUAUACUGGUAAUCACAGGUAGAGACAAGAUCGAACAAAAUUAGUUACCCCGACGAGGAUGAGGGUUUUUUGAACUCCCGCUCCCCAUAACUCCAUAAUCAUAGAGGGAAGUGAGGGAAGUAAGUUUAAAGCUCUGGGAACUAAUUAUGAAUGGAACUUGUUUUAAACCUCUCUCUCCUUUUUCUUUCGUUUUCGCUGUUGAAAUGCUGCUUGCUUGUUUAUUAUUAUAAACGUGUUAAGUUUUCAAUACAUAUUUUGAAUUCAAAACACUCUUCAGAAGACAGUACUUAGUGCACGCUAGGGGCGUGCGAUUUGAAUGUGUGUUUGUAGAUAAAUAAUUGGCAGUGUGCGAUUUUCCUUCGUUGUUGUUACUAAUGGCGAACAAAUAUGUUUCCAUUCACUUGUUUGUUUUGUGCAAACCCAACGACUAGGAUUACGAGUACACUAAAUACUUCUACACUACAAGAAGGUGCGCUCUGCUGUGCAACGAUGGGUGUGUAGUGUACAGAGUACUUUUUUCGGGGUUAAGUUUUCGUUAAGUUGUGGUUCUUUGCUUUACUUCUCACAACCAUCACACUAUGUUGAAUUAGUUUACGCCCGCACUUACGGUGAAAUUGUGCGCCUCUUUUGUAUAUAAUUGAUUCUUAUUAUUAAACCAUCCUCUUGUUUUCACCCACCGUUCGUUAGAGUGCAUUCGAGCACUACAGAGAGAGAGAACAGAGUUAAGUUGCCAUCCGUUUUCAUUUUACACGUUUGUAUGUUGUGUUUAUGCGUUCACUAGCUGUUACUCUUUCGGGGGAUUUUUUGUUUCUCUUUCUUUUAUUGUACUCUAUUAGAGCUCAAAUUUUUAGUUUCAUUUGCAUCUCAUGUACGAUAGUAAAAAAAAAACCAAGUGAUACACUGUGCAGACACAGCACGCGAACAAAACCAGAAAACGAACGAAUUCAUUGCGGUAGGAGGAAAUGUAUUUUUUAAGACUGAAAGAAGAAAAAAUAAAUGAUGUAUUGAAACAGUGAAAAAUAA